This is a messenger RNA of Sesamum indicum (sesame), 1668 nucleotides long. Its product is annotated as putative MO25-like protein At5g47540. Lineage: Eukaryota; Viridiplantae; Streptophyta; Magnoliopsida; Lamiales; Pedaliaceae. Gene Ontology annotation, biological process: intracellular signal transduction. Gene Ontology annotation, molecular function: protein serine/threonine kinase activator activity. The record is from RefSeq and is a predicted model, not a curated record.
AAGCUCUCCUACGAAUUUGGAGUUCCCAUAACACAAACACUCUCUCUCCCAUAUUCCCACAACAUCUCAGCUCCUCAAUUUCUCCAAAUAACACCGGAAUACGUACCUAUAUGGCAUCGCUCAUUCCAACAUCUUUUUCCUCUUUCUCCUCCUUCUCCUCUUCUUUUUGAAACAUAAGAGCAAAGAGAUUCUUAGUAAGGGGUCUUUUCGAAUCCGGCAUUCCGGCGAAGUCUGUCUCAUUCCCCGGCUGUCCUUUCUGGGGAAAGAGAUGCCUACCGCUGUGAAGCAGGAGAAGGAGGAUAACACCAUCAAGAGGUCCAAUUCUUCCUUGAAUUUCAAGAAGCUUGUUCCCAAGGUGUUGCGCAGCAGUUCCAUGAAGAACCCUUUCAAAUCCAAGAAGCCUCGGACCCCUGUUGAUAUUGUCCGGGAAACAAGGGCGUUGCUGUUGUACUUCCAUUCCGGAGACGACGCUGGCAAUCCUAAGCGCGAUGAAAAGUUGGAACAAUUAGACGCCGAUAUCAGGGAGCUUAAGUCGAUUCUUUACGGCAUUGAUGAAUCUGAACCUGUUCCAGAAGCUUGUGCGCAAUUGACUCAAGAAUUCUUUAAAGAAGACACCAUGCGGCUCCUGAUUAACUGUCUUCCGAAAUUGAACUUUGAGGCUCGGAAAGAUGCCAGCAGAGUCAUUGCAAAUUUGCAAAGGCAACCAGUUCAUUCAAGAUUGAUUGCUUCUGAUUACUUGGAAGCCAAUCUAGAUAUUAUGGAUCAGUUGAUAACUGGGUAUGAGGAUCCUGUUGUUGCUUUGCAUUAUGGAGGAAUGUUAAGGGAGUGCAUACGACAUCAGGUUGUUGCCAGAUACGUUUUGAAGCCAGAGCAUGUGAAGAAGUUUUUUGACUAUAUUCAACUUCCGAACUUUGAUGUUGCUUCAGAUGCUGCUGCUACAUUUAAGGAGCUUAUGACAAGGCAUAAGUCCACAAUCGCAGAGUUUCUAGCAGAAAAUUACACUUGGUUCUUUGCUGAGUUCAACUCAAAGUUGCUGGAAUCUACGAAUUACAUGACCAGAAGACACGCUGUCAAGCUGCUUGGUGAUAUUUUGCUGGAUCGAUCAAAUGCUGGUAGCAUGAUACGUUACGUCAGCUCAAAGGAUAAUAUGAGGGUUCUAAUGAAUCUUCUGAGGGAAUCACACAAAAGCAUCCAAAUUGACGCAUUCCAUGUAUUCAAGCUCUUUGUGGCCAACCAGAACAAGCCUGCUGACAUCGUAAACAUACUAUGUGCAAAUAGAACCAAACUUCUUCGCUUCUUAACUGGCUUUAACAUGGACAAAGAGGAUGAAAUGUUUGAGGCAGACAAAGCUCAGGUGAUGAAAGAAAUUACGGAGCUCGAACCAACGACAUCUUUUAGCUGCUCUGGGGAGUUGUUCAAACCCAUAUCAGUAUAAAAACUAACUAUAAGCUGUGAUUGCCAGCAAAAGUGAUGUAUGUGUAUCCCAUCAACAUGGAAGUGUUAGUUUCUUUCAGUAGGGCUGGCAAUUAAUCAUAUGUUGAUAGCAGAAAAAGCAUCAAGAAUACGUAGCAGUUAUUGUCUAUACUACAUUGUCAAACUUGCUUCCACAUAAUUUGAGACGUUUUCAGUGUAGAAUCAUCAUUCAAGAAUCGUACUGUUUUUAGAUUA